CUCAUCAGCUGGCUUUUACUUUACGGAGGGGGAUCAGACUCAUAUGGAUGAAAUCCUGCUGGUCUUUUUUAGGGAAAAGAUGGAGAAGAAGCAUGCCAGGUAGCAGAUGAUCGUAUAAAGUCUGCAGCAUAUUCCCUGUUGUUAAAUUUGCAGUAGUUAACGAAACGGUUCGCGUUUUGGUAAUUAAACUUGGCUGUUGUUAUAUUAACCCGAAAGCUAGCCUGUUUCGUUAUUUAUAAGGUUAGCUUGCCAACAAACUUGCGUUUAGGUCGUGUCGUGUUUACUUCUGCGAACUGACAUCCAAAAUAAUCGCCUAAGUGGAAAAUGGCCGUACCUAUAGCUAUCUUGGACUGUGAUCUUCUGCUACACGGUCGAGGACACAAGACCCUGGACAGGUUUGACAUAGAGACCGUGUCGGAUGAGUUUUUAUUGACAACAUUUGGCUUUCCGCGAGAAUUCAUCUAUUUUUUGGUGGAACUUCUGGGCGACACUUUAUCACGACGUACACAGAGAUCGAGAGCCAUCAGCCCGGACGUGCAGAUCCUGGCCGCCCUCGGCUUUUACACGUCGGGGUCCUUCCAGACUCGCAUGGGAGAUGCUAUAGGUAUCAGUCAGGCAUCCAUGAGUCGCUGCGUUACAAACGUCACCAACGCACUGGUAGAAAAAGCUUCAGAUUUCAUCGGCUUUAUGCGUGACGAUGCCACGAAGCAUCAGUCCAAAGAGGAGUUCUACAGGGUGGCCGGUAUGCCCAACGUAAUUGGUGUCGUAGACUGUGCUCAUAUCGCGAUUAAAGCACCCAACAGCGAAGACUUGUCCUACAUCAAUAAGAAGGGCUUCCACUCCAUAAACUGUCAGCUUGUAUGUGAUUCAAGGGGCCUUCUGCUGAGCGCCGAGACGCACUGGCCAGGUAGUUUAGAUGAUAGUGCAGUGUUUAAACAAUCUGCCGUGAAGACUUUCUUUGAAGAACAGGAAAGUCAUGAAGGAUGGUUACUGGGAGAUCGCCUCUACCCCCUAAAGAAGUGGCUGAUGACACCCCUCCAGUACCCAGAAACCCCUGCUGAUUACCGUUACAACUUGGCUCACGUGGCCACGCACGAGAUUGUGGACCGCACAUUCCGAGCCAUCCAGACCCGCUUUCGAUGCCUGGAUGGGUCCAAGGGGUACCUGCAAUACUCUCCUGAAAAAUGUGCUCGCAUUAUCUUGGCCUGCUGUGUCCUGCACAACGUAUCACUGCAGUCUGGCCUUGAUGCGUGGACUUUUGGGAGGACAGAGACACCGGACCAGUUGGGCGAGGGCUGUGAGCAGAUAGACCUAUCAGACUCCGAGGCCUUUAGAAUCCGGCAGGAGCUCAUCAAAAACCACUUCAGCUAGGCCCCAAGACCUGACUGUACCACAUAGCCAAGCCGCAAGAAAACCAAGAGCGUCUGGCCUUGGCAUUUAUGAGUGUCAGAGCAAUGUGAAUAAACGUUUUUUGUAACUUAUAAAAUUUCCAGUGACUGUCAAAAACAGUUUAAGAUACUAUGAAGGCCUGGACUGCAGUGGGAUGGGAAUUGACUAAUGGUUGAAAGCCAACUGCAAGCCAGUAGCAGAAAAGUAUGUUGGAGAGUAUAUUGCGCAUCUGCAACAAUCUGUUUUGCAGCAUAACUAAGUCAAGUAAAGGAAAACUUUGUCUCCUAUCAUUGAAACCAAAGUGAAAAAGAUGCAAAUGUUUCCAAAGUCCAUGUUUAUCAGAUUAUUUUAUUACUAGUUUCCUAAUGGUAGUUUGGACAAUGGCCUGUUGAGCAUUAACAUGAAACCAGAGACAUCAAAAGGGUUGAUUUUGAAGUUUUAUUUAGCAAAAUGGUAAAAUAAAUAAAUACAAAUUGA
Paramormyrops kingsleyae is the source of this 1866-nucleotide messenger RNA. RefSeq names its product harbinger transposase derived 1 (gene harbi1). The record is from RefSeq and is a predicted model, not a curated record. NCBI's taxonomy places the organism in Eukaryota, Metazoa, Chordata, Actinopteri, Osteoglossiformes, Mormyridae.